Molecule: messenger RNA, 2704 nt
Organism: Sceloporus undulatus (fence lizard)
Lineage: Eukaryota; Metazoa; Chordata; Lepidosauria; Squamata; Phrynosomatidae
Product: solute carrier family 23 member 1-like
Biological process (GO): transmembrane transport
Cellular component (GO): membrane
Molecular function (GO): transmembrane transporter activity
Source: RefSeq, a predicted model, not a curated record
AGGAAGUCGCUGAAGAGACAUUGAAGUGGAGAUGACCCCCUCGGACAAAAAUCCAAAUGGACUAGACAACCCGACUUUUGUUAUUGAUGAUGGAGAACAUUACUGCAGCUUCCAUGAAGUUGGUGCCACAGUUCCAAAUAGUGAAGAAAGACAUAAAGGCCAUGGCAAAGAUGGCAACAGACUUGCUUACACUGUUACAGAUAUACCCCCAUGGUAUCUCUGCAUCUUCUUGGGAAUUCAGCAUUACUUGACUGCCCUUGGAGGUCUUGUUGCCAUCCCUCUCAUCCUCUCCAAAUCGCUCUGCCUGGAGCACGAUGCUGUCACACAGAGUCACCUAAUCAGCAACUUCUUCUUUGUCUCAGGAAUCUGCACACUCCUUCAAGUCAUUUUUGGAGUCAGGCUACCUAUCCUACAAGGAGCAUUUGCCUUCUUAACUCCUACCCUGGCCAUGCUCAAUCUCCCCCGGUGGGAGUGCCCUCUGACCCAGAAUGCUAGCUUGGUGGAUGCUGAUUCUCCAGAAUUUAUUGAGGUCUGGCAGACACGAAUGCGGGAGUUGCAGGGAGCAAUAAUGGUUGCCUCUUGUUUCCAAAUUUUCGUUGGCUUCUCUGGCCUCAUUGGAUUUUUGAUGGGUUUUGGCCCACUGACCAUUGCACCAACUCUAUCCUUGGUGGCCCUACCUCUCUUUGGCUCAGCAGGUGAAGAGGCAGGACUGCACUGGGGUGUAGCAGCCAUAACCGUUUUCUUCAUUGUUCUGUUCUCUCAGUACUUGAAAAAUGUUCCUGUUCCGGUGCUUUCUUACGAGAAAAACAAGAAAUUCCAUUUCUCUAAGAUCUACCUCUUCCAGAUCUUCCCAGUUCUCUUUGGCCUUAUACUUACCUGGAUUAUAUGUCUAAUCCUUACCGUCACCAAUGUCUUUCCUACGGACUCUAGUGCGUAUGGCUAUUUAGCUCGGACUGACAGCAAAGGUGACGUUCUGUCCAAGGCACCCUGGUUUCGGUUUCCUUAUCCAGGUCAAUGGGGAGUUCCCACUGUUAGCUUAGCCGGGGUAUUUGGUAUCAUAGCUGGCGUGAUCUCCUCUAUGCUGGAAUCUGUCGGAGACUAUUAUGCCUGUGCCCGUUUAUCUGGUGCUCCACCCCCUCCCAAGCAUGCCAUCAACCGUGGAAUUGGAAUGGAAGGGAUUGGCUGCCUUCUGGCUGGAGCCUGGGGAACUGGAAAUGGCACCACCUCUUACAGUGAAAACGUGGGUGCUUUGGGGAUCACCCGGGUAGGGAGCAGAAUAGUAAUUAUAGCUGGUGCCUGUGUUAUGCUUUUGACUGGCGUAUUUGGGAAGAUUGGAGCUGUUUUUGCCAGCAUCCCAACACCCAUAAUUGGAGGAAUGUUUUUUGUGAUGUUUGGUGUCAUCACUGCUGUAGGGGUUUCCAAUCUGCAGUAUACAGACAUGAACUCUUCAAGAAACAUGUUCAUCUUUGGAUUUUCAAUAUUCACGGGUUUGACAGUUCCCUACUGGGUACAGAAUAAUACUGAAAAACUAGAAACAGGAAUUGUACAGCUGGACCAAGUGAUCCAGGUGCUGCUAACUACAGGCAUGUUUGUUGGGGGAUUUCUGGGAUUUUUCCUUGAUAACACUAUUCCAGGGAGCAAGGAAGAACGAGGAAUUGUGGCAUGGAAAGAAGGUUAUAAGGAGGAAUCUGAUGAUACUGUGAAUACAUCAGGCAUUUAUGACUUGCCCUUUGGAAUUGGUUCCAAGUUUUGUACUGCUAACUGGUUUUACUACCUCCCAACGUGCCCCAGACAACCAGCAAGUCACAGGACAAAGGAAUGCAACAACUCACAGGAGACAAGUGGGAAAAUUAAUUCAGAAAGGGACACAGAGAUGAACAUUGACACAAAGAUAUAAGACUAUACCAGUAGAUAAACUUGGUCUGUUAAGUCAUCCAAGAUUCUGGCUGAAGCAAGAGAUAGGACUGACUGUUUCUUCAGGCUAUGGAAUGAUUUCCCACCAGCAGCAAAAUGGAUCCUGUGUUUCAGUGUCUUUACAGAAAGAAUAGAGUGUGACUUUGAGGAAAAGUCUUGCUAGGGAGUGAGGAGGCUCUGCUCUGGGAGGCCUUUGCCCAGAAUAUUUGAUUGUUGUUCCUGAAUUCCUGAGGAUAAGCUAGUCCAAAGGAGCAAGAUUGGCUCAAAUUUAAUAAAAUGCAACCUCAGUGCUUGUCUUUGCUAGACUGGGCUUGUGCAGUUGUCUAAAACACUUAAUUUAUGUGUCUCAGUAUUGUCUUGCUCUCCCAUCUUUAAAUCUUCAGGUUUGUUGAGUCUUCGAAGGAAACACAGCCUUUUAAUUUGUGUUAUUUAUUUUCUACAACAGGCUUCUGAAUUGGACUGGGACUUCUGAAUAGAUCUAUAAUACAAAAUUGUUAGCUCCAAGUCAUUUUCAGGCUUUCAUGAAUGUUGAUGUAUGAAUAGCCACACAGAACAAAUGCUAGGCAUAUAAGCUUGAUUUAAAUGAUUCAAUUGUUUAUUGUACCUUAUACUUUAAUUCCACUGAAAUGAAAGAAAUCAACAAUGUGAUCUUUCUGACAUACACAGGGUUUUUUAAAAAUAAUAAUUUCCUGUUCAUAUUAUAAAGGAGACCUUUUGAGUUUACUGAUGUGUUAACCAGAAGUGCCUUUUUAAAGCUAUGUUUGCAAAAAUAAAAAUAAAAAUUCUAGUU